Cynara cardunculus var. scolymus (artichoke) is the source of this 3882-nucleotide messenger RNA. RefSeq names its product clathrin heavy chain 1-like. Gene Ontology annotation, biological process: receptor-mediated endocytosis; intracellular protein transport. The coding region runs from base 4 to 3474 and encodes 1156 amino acids. The record is from RefSeq and is a predicted model, not a curated record. Gene Ontology annotation, cellular component: chloroplast; Golgi apparatus; plasma membrane. Lineage: Eukaryota; Viridiplantae; Streptophyta; Magnoliopsida; Asterales; Asteraceae. The transcript has 16 exons. Gene Ontology annotation, molecular function: clathrin light chain binding.
UUAAUGAUGGCCCAAAUGGAAGGAGGUUGUCCUGUUGAUUACAACACCAUUACAGAUCUUUUUCUUCAGAGGAACUUGAUACGGGAGGCAACAGCUUUUCUCUUGGAUGUUCUUAAGCCCAAUUUGCCAGAACAUGCUCAUCUCCAAACUAAGGUCCUUGAAAUCAACCUUGUAACAUUCCCUAAUGUUGCUGAUGCCAUAUUAGCUAAUGGUAUGUUCAGUCACUAUGAUCGGCCUCGGAUUGCUCAACUUUGUGAGAAAGCAGGUCUUUAUGUCCGAGCCCUUCAGCAUUACAGUGAAUUGCCAGAUAUCAAACGUGUCAUUGUGAAUACUCAUGCAAUAGAGCCACAGUCUCUUGUAGAAUUUUUUGGGACUCUAUCACGGGAAUGGGGAUUGGAGUGCAUGAAGGAUCUUUUACUGGUCAAUUUGAGAGGAAACCUUCAGAUAAUUGUUCAGGUUGCCAAGGAAUAUUGUGAGCAGCUGGGUGUUGAAUCAUGUAUUAAACUUUUUGAGCAAUUUAAGUCAUAUGAAGGCCUUUACUUCUUUUUGGGGUCGUAUUUGAGCUCUAGUGAGGAUCCUGACAUACACUUUAAGUACAUUGAGGCGGCUGCAAAGACGGGACAAAUUAAGGAGGUUGAGCGUGUCACAAGGGAAUCAAAUUUCUAUGAUGCUGAAAAAACCAAGAAUUUUCUAAUGGAAGCAAAGCUUCCUGAUGCAAGGCCAUUGAUCAAUGUGUGCGAUCGCUUUGGAUUUGUUCCGGAUCUCACUCACUACCUCUAUACCAACAACAUGCUUCGGUAUAUUGAAGGUUAUGUUCAGAAGGUCAAUCCUGGGAAUGCUCCAUUAGUUGUGGGACAGCUUCUUGAUGAUGAGUGCCCUGAGGAUUUCAUCAAAGGUUUGAUCCUUUCAGUCCGAUCUCUGCUUCCGGUUGAGCCUCUUGUGGAUGAGUGUGAAAAGAGGAAUAGACUUCGGUUACUAACUCAGUUUUUGGAGCAUCUUGUGAGUGAAGGAAGCCAAGAUGUCCAUGUCCAUAAUGCAUUGGGCAAGAUUAUUAUAGACAGCAAUAACAACCCGGAGCACUUCCUGACCACCAACCCGUAUUAUGAUUCACGUGUUGUGGGGAAAUACUGUGAGAAGCGUGAUCCCACGCUUGCUGUUGUUGCAUACCGCAGAGGACAAUGUGAUGACGAACUUAUUAAUGUAACAAACAGGAACUCUCUGUUUAAGUUGCAAGCGAGAUAUGUUGUGGAGAGGAUGGAUGGUGAUCUUUGGGAGAAGGUUCUUAACCCAGAGAAUGAAUAUAGAAGGCAACUCAUUGAUCAAGUUGUCUCUACUGCUCUGCCUGAGAGCAAGAGCCCUGAGCAGGUUUCUGCUGCUGUUAAAGCUUUCAUGACUGCUGAUCUUCCCCAUGAACUAAUUGAGCUCCUUGAGAAAAUUGUCCUCCAAAACUCUGCUUUUAGUGGGAAUUUCAAUCUGCAAAACCUGCUUAUCUUGACUGCCAUUAAGGCGGACCCAUCACGAGUUAUGGACUACAUCAACAGAUUAGACAACUUUGAUGGACCUGCUGUUGGAGAGGUUGCUGUAGAAGCACAACUUUAUGAAGAAGCAUUUGCAAUAUUCAAGAAGUUCAACUUAAAUGUUCAAGCAGUCAAUGUUUUGUUGGAUAAUAUCCAAAGUAUUCCACGGGCUGUUGAGUUUGCAUUCCGAGUCGAAGAAGAUGCUGUGUGGAGCCAGGUGGCUAAAGCUCAACUCAGAGAUGGACUAGUGAGUGAUGCAAUAGAGUCAUUCAUCCGUGCUGAUGAUGCUACUCAAUUCUUGGAUGUUAUUCGUGCUUCUGAGGAUACAGAAUGUUACCAUGAUUUGGUGAAGUAUCUCCUGAUGGUUAGAGGGAAGACCAAGGAGCCAAAGGUGGACAGUGAGCUUAUCUAUGCGUAUGCAAAAAUCGACAGGUUGAGUGACAUUGAGGAAUUUAUCCUCAUGCCAAAUGUUGCUAACCUACAUAAUGUUGGUGAUCGUUUGUUUGAUGAAGCUUUGUAUGAGGCUGCCAAGAUCAUAUACUCCUUCAUCUCCAACUGGGCUAAGCUGGCAGUCACACUCGUGAGACUGCAACAGUUUCAAGGGGCUGUUGAUGCUGCUCGUAAAGCAAAUAGUGCAAAGACAUGGAAAGAAGUUUGCUUCGCUUGCGUUGAUGCUGAGGAGUUCCGCUUAGCUCAAAUAUGCGGUCUCAAUAUUAUUGUGCAGGUGGAUGAUCUGGAAGAGGUGAGCGAAUACUACCAAAAUAGAGGAUGCUUCAAUGAGCUGAUAUCUCUUAUGGAGAGUGGUUUAGGGUUGGAACGGGCUCAUAUGGGCAUCUUCACCGAGUUGGGUGUCCUCUACGCUAGAUACCGUCAUGAGAAGUUGAUGGAGCAUAUUAAACUCUUCUCGACCCGUCUUAACAUUCCAAAGUUAAUCCGUGCUUGUGACGAGCAACAACACUGGAAGGAACUUACCUAUUUGUAUAUUCAAUAUGAUGAGUUUGACAACGCUGCCUCGACUGUCAUGAAUCAUUCUCCAGAAGCUUGGGAUCAUAUGCAAUUUAAAGAUAUUGCAGUUAAAGUGGCAAAUGUUGAGCUCUACUACAAGGCGGUUCACUUCUAUUUACAAGAACAUCCCGACCUUAUCAAUGAUGUUCUCAAUGUCCUUGCACUACGUGUUGACCACACACGUGUGGUGGACAUAAUGCGUAAGGCGGGCCAACUUCCUCUUGUGAAACCAUACAUGGUUGCAGUUCAGAGCAAUAAUGUAUCUGCUGUAAACGAGGCACUGAAUGAAAUAUACGUCGAGGAGGAAGACUACGAUAGGUUGCGUGAAUCUAUUGAUUUGCAUGAUAACUUUGACCAGAUUGGCCUUGCACAGAAGAUUGAGAAACACGAGCUUCUUGAGAUGAGGCGUGUGGCUGCAUAUAUUUACAAGAAGGCCGGUAGAUGGAAGCAGUCUAUUGCAUUGUCUAAGAAAGACAAGGUUUACAAAGAUGCAAUGGAGACUGCCUCACAAUCUGGGGAUCGUGAGCUUGCUGAAGAGUUGCUUGUUUAUUUCAUCGACCAGGGAAAGAAGGAAUGCUUUGCUUCGUGUCUCUUUGUUUGUUAUGAUUUGAUUCGUCCAGAUGUUGCUCUUGAGCUAGCCUGGUUGAACCACAUGAUUGACUUUGCCUUCCCGUAUCUGCUUCAGUUUAUCCGUGAAUAUACUGGUAAGGUUGAUGAACUAAUCAAGGACAAGAUAGAAUCAAUCAAGGAAAAUAAGGCCAAGGAGAACGAGGAGCAGGAUGUCAUUAAACAGCAGAAUAUGUAUGCCCAACUGCUCCCACUUGCUCUACCUGCUCCACCGGGUAUGGGUGGUGGUCAAAUGGGUGGCGGAUUUGCUCCACCACCACCCAUGGGUGGAAUGGGAAUGCCGCCAAUGCCCCCGUUUGGAAUGCCACCAAUGGGUUCAUAUUGACAGAAGUGUUACCUUUAGUGAAUAGUGGUGGUUGCUUCUGGGGGAAAUGCUUUACCUUUUUUUUUGAAGAAAGAGUUGGUUGUUUGUUUUGGGGGUGAAUUUGGUGUUUUCUAUCAUUAUCUAGUUGUGUGGAUAUGUUUUCCUUGUAAUAUUCUUUUGGGUAGACGGAGAUGAGACAUAUUUUUUGCAGCUGGCAGGGCAGCAAAAUGAGAGUAUAAUGUGUAAUGUGUACCAAAACAAAGGGGGUUGAUAGGAUGGAUAUGCAACUUGUUAUACUGGUUUCAACUUGUGUUUCUUUGUUUUUGAAUAUUGGCUUCUUUUAGGUAAUCGUAGUCUUUUUAAUUGUACAACUCAGGUUUAUAUGGUUCUUUAAGGAUCAGUUACAUGAUGGGUUUGGAUUUUUUCUCU